CUCAAAUUCCUCUCGAAAAAAAUAUUUCCACGAGUGAAGUAGUGUGUUUGUGUUUGACACACCACCUGCCAGGCUGCCACCAAGCACCCACCGCCACCAGCCAUUGCCCACGCGCCAUGCCCGCGAAGGCUCUUCCUCGGCCGUGCACCGGCGCUGGCGCCCACGUCCAGUGCCGCCGUGGAGCGCCGGCCGCCAGUCCGUGGUCUGUCGGCGUCGCCGGAGGUGCGAUGAAGGGAGGAGCCGGUGGCAGGCUCGUGGCGGCCGCCGCAGGGGAGAGGUCGGACGCCGUGCAGGCGGCGGCCGUGGCCGGCGGGAAGCAUCACGUCAGUGGGUCCGCCGUGGCAGGCAUGGACAAGCUUGUGACCUCAACUGUUGGGAAAUCAACAAACAUCCUUUGGCAUGACUGUCCAAUAGGGCAGCCUGAGAGGCAGAAAUUGCUAAACCAGAAGGGCUGUGUUGUGUGGAUCACUGGGCUAAGUGGUUCAGGAAAAAGCACAUUAGCAUGCGCACUGAGUCGCGAGCUUUACUCCAGAGGUCAUCUGAGCUACAUUCUAGAUGGUGACAAUCUCAGGCAUGGAUUGAACCGAGACCUCAGUUUCGAAGCAAAGGACCGAGCUGAAAAUAUACGUAGAGUGGGAGAAGUAGCAAAGCUAUUUGCAGAUGCUGGUCUGAUCUGCAUUGCUAGCCUGAUAUCACCGUACAGAAGUGAUCGAAGUGGUUGCCGCAGUUUACUGCAGAAUUCAUCAUUCAUUGAGGUGUUUCUGAAUGUCCCACUUGAAGUUUGUGAAGCUAGGGAUCCAAAAGGCUUGUACAAGCUUGCACGUGCUGGUAAAAUCAAAGGGUUUACUGGAAUAGAUGAUCCUUAUGAACCACCUUCUGAUUGUGAGAUAGUAAUACAUUGCAAGGCGGGCGAUUGCGCUACGCCAAAAUCAAUGGCCGAUAAAGUAGUGGCAUAUCUUGAAGAAAAUGAAUUCUUACAGGAUUAGAGAUGGAUGAUUUUGAAGAAUAGUACUGGAAAAUGGAUUGCCAAGGGAUGUACUGUAUGAGUUGGUGUUCAUACCUACAAACAGAAAUGUAAAGUAUGUGAAUGCAUUGACCAUCAAGGUGAAAUGUGUACAUUAUUAUGAGGAAACUGAAAUUGUUUCCACCCAACAA
Molecule: messenger RNA, 1155 nt
Organism: Lolium perenne
Lineage: Eukaryota; Viridiplantae; Streptophyta; Magnoliopsida; Poales; Poaceae
Product: adenylyl-sulfate kinase 3
Biological process (GO): sulfate assimilation
Molecular function (GO): adenylylsulfate kinase activity; ATP binding
Source: RefSeq, a predicted model, not a curated record